Molecule: messenger RNA, 255 nt
Organism: Staurois parvus
Lineage: Eukaryota; Metazoa; Chordata; Amphibia; Anura; Ranidae
Source: the annotation of a GenBank genome assembly
AGUGUUUUGCCUUAUUGAAGCAUUUUCUGUAUGAGUGUGUGCCAUACAUUUAUUUAUUUGAGGUACUUAUAUAAUGGCAGCACUCAGGGGCGGACUGGCAACUCAUGGGACCACCGGGCAAUAGGGGAUCAUGGGGCCCCUGUGUCCUCCUCCACACUCAAAUCACACCCAAAAAAGCCUAUGAAAGGUACCAGGGGCAUCUCAUGGGGCCCCCUACUGACCCCGGGCCCUUGGGCAGUGCCCGAGUUUCCAAAU